This is a messenger RNA of Sardina pilchardus (European sardine), 1008 nucleotides long. RefSeq names its product zinc-binding protein A33-like. The transcript has 2 exons. NCBI's taxonomy places the organism in Eukaryota, Metazoa, Chordata, Actinopteri, Clupeiformes, Clupeidae. The record is from RefSeq and is a predicted model, not a curated record. Gene Ontology annotation, cellular component: cytoplasm. The coding region runs from base 94 to 660 and encodes 188 amino acids. Gene Ontology annotation, molecular function: protein binding; ubiquitin protein ligase activity. Gene Ontology annotation, biological process: protein ubiquitination.
CAGUGCACACUGCAGGAUCCAGAGAGGGUUUCAGGAGCUCUGAUCAAUGUGGCAAAGCACCUGGGCAACCUGAAGUUCAGAGUCUGGGAGAAGAUGCUGGAGACUAUUCAGUACACUCCUGUGACUCUGGAUCCCAACACUGCACACCCAAAACUCAUCCUGUCUGAGGAUCUGACCAGUGUGAUAUGGGGUGAUGAGAGACAGCAGCGUCCUGAUAACCCAGAGAGAUUUGAUUCCUAUGUCAGUGUCCUGGGCUCUGUGGGCUUUAACUCAGGGACUCACUUCUGGGAUGUGGAGGUUGGAGAGAACACACUGUGGAGUGUGGGUGUGAAAGCAGAGUCUUUUCAGAGGAAGGGACAAUAUGAUAAUGUGAGUGGAGAGUGGUCUGUGUUUUAUAAAGAUGGUAAAUAUGCAGCUUGUGCUCCACCACAGCCCUCCACUCUGCUCACAGUGAAGCAGAAACUCCAGAGGAUCAGAGUGCAGCUGGACUGGGACAGAGGACAGCUGUCAUUCUCUGACCCUGAUAAUAACACACACUUACACACUCUCACACACACUUUCACUGAGAGAGUGUUUCCAUACUUAAACACUACCCAUAAACUCCUUCCUCUGAGGAUCCUCCCAGUGAAGGCCUCAGUAAGAGUAGAGCAGCACAGGUAGAGCUGAUUCUGCCUCUUCACCAGAACUGACUCACAGAGAGGGAAGCUGGAGAAAACUGUAUGAUAAACGAUGACAAUGAUGAUGCACUCACCUUAUACCAUACACUGUGAAAUCUGAUAGCUAUUCUUACUUAAAAGGUUUAGUAAGUAUAACUCAGUUUUUGUCUCGUUGAUUAUGCUGAUUUUGUCUUUCGAGAUUACUUGCCUAAAAUGAGUGUAAUUCAAUAUCGAGGUGGAAAAAUAAACAUGAUCAUUUAAAUAAAGUAAACUCUAUUGCUAAAGUUUUACCACACUGAAGUUAGAUAGUUAACCUUGCUUAUAUCAGAGCCCAUUUAGGGAGAGACGGUUC